AUGGAAAGUAGUAGUAAUUACGAAAGUCCCAGAUCAUCUAGAAGAAUUAGUCAACCAUAUAAUGACGAAGUAACGAACGAUUACGAUUAUAAUAUUAGUAAACGUUAUGAACAGAGAUCAGGAGGUGGAGGAGGCGGAGGUGACGAAGGCUGGGGAUCAGCAACAUCUUAUGCUAAAGAUUUAGAAUGGAACGACGAAAGGAAAAAUAGUGAUAAAUCUUAUUCAUCUAGAGGAGGUGGUAGUGGCGGAGGAGGUCAAAAAUGGACUUCUUACGAAGGUAAUAGUAGAGAUCGAGGAGCUCCAUAUUCAAAAGGUGGCGGCACUGCUGAUAGAUAUGAUGAUAAUAGGGCUUCGUAUUCAAAUGAUCGUGGUGAUAAAUAUUACGGGAGCGCUGGUGGUGGCAGUAGUGGUAAUAGGUCUCACCGUGAUAGUAAACAAUAUUAUGAAAGGGAUUAUCCUGAUAGCUAUGAGUCUGGAGAUCGUUAUAAUUAUCCUCCUGUUGCUGCUGAUAGUAAUAAGAGGGCUGCUUAUACUGAUGGUCAAGAUUGGGGUAGAAAUGAUAAAUAUGACACAAAUAAUAAUAAUAAAACAUAUCCAAAACAUGAUAGUAGAUCACAAUACCCAGAAAGUGAUAAUAGUAGAAGACAUGAAUAUAGUAGUAGUAGUAGAGGACAUUCUGAUAGAUCUUAUCCACCAGAAAAUGAUUAUGAGCAAUAUUAUAAUAGUAAAUCUAGACAUGAGGAAUCUUCUUAUUCAAGAGUUGAUGAUUGGGACAGAAAAACUUCUUAUCCAAGAGGUGGCAAUGAUUUGAAAAGAUCUGCAGCUACAUAUGAUGAAUACAAGAAUUUGAAUGUCCGUGCUAGCGGUGGUAGAGGACCAAAGUAUCCUCCUCCUAACAGAGGCUAUAAAGGAUCAGUGACCACCACUCCACCCAAGUCAAAUGAUAACAAGAGAUUAAAAACUUACGAUGGUAGACAAUCUUUUAGUAGAUAUGAUGAAGGAUCAAAAGAUUACGACAGACAGGCAGUAGGAAAUGAAUCAUCGUCAGAAUUUGCUGAAGAACCUUUGUGGGAAGAAGAUAAAUAUGGAAUAAAGUCUCAUGCCCCUAGUAAAACUGAACCUGAGGACCCAAAUGAUCCCUGGGGAAAACCUGCAUCAUCAUCAGAUCCUAAUCAUUGGGAUAAUUUUUGGGAUAAUUCUUGGGGUCCAAUGCCAAAUUGGGUUACAUUUAUGAUCACAAGAAAAUUUAAUGAUAUCUUUCAAUUGAUUGACCUUUCUUUAAAACAUAAUAAUAACACAAAUAAAUUUAUAAGCUUUUUCUUUGAUGAUGAACAAAAAUUUAAGAUCGUUUCAUCACUAUCAUCAUCUACCGCACCAAAAACAACUGCAACGGUAAGAAAUAAAGCUCAAAGUAAAGGGAGAAAAAUUACCAAAAUAUCUUCCGCCACCGCCACCACUAACGUGCGCAAGAGAAAAGGAAGGCAACCUUCCGAGACUUCUAACGAUUUAAAUAACGGCGGAAAAAGUGAAGCAAAUAGUAUGGAUGUAGAUGAAAAUAAUGUUAAAACUGAAAAAAGUACUAAUGUUGCUCAAGAAGCCAACGAUUCAAGCGAACAUCAGGCAGAAUCAUCUGCUCAUGAUCAUUCUAGUCCAAUCGAAAAUCAAGAAUCAUCUACCGCUAGAUCAAACAAAUCAUUAGAACACGAAAAACUUGAGAAAAAAUUGCUACGCUUAAGACGUAGAUUACAAAGAUUGGUACUUAAGGAUGAAGGGAUUGAGCCUCAAGAUGUUGAGAAAGUCAAUGAAAUAUUCGAAGAAAUCGAAAAAUUCCCCGUUUCUGUUCCGAUGUUGAGGGGCACUAAAGUGG
Messenger RNA from Entrophospora sp. SA101, 1867 nucleotides. The record is from the annotation of a GenBank genome assembly. NCBI's taxonomy places the organism in Eukaryota, Fungi, Glomeromycota, Glomeromycetes, Entrophosporales, Entrophosporaceae.